Schistocerca cancellata (South American locust) is the source of this 2891-nucleotide messenger RNA. It is a transcript of the gene Zip99C, whose product is annotated as zinc transporter ZIP13 homolog. The record is from RefSeq and is a predicted model, not a curated record. Gene Ontology annotation, molecular function: zinc ion transmembrane transporter activity. Lineage: Eukaryota; Metazoa; Arthropoda; Insecta; Orthoptera; Acrididae. Bases 340 to 1518 code for a protein of 392 amino acids. Gene Ontology annotation, biological process: zinc ion transmembrane transport; intracellular zinc ion homeostasis. Gene Ontology annotation, cellular component: membrane. The transcript is spliced from 5 exons.
UUCGUGAGUUACGUAGUCGUUGUAAACACAAGGGAUGUAAUCUCAGUCGGCAGUUCACAAACUGCUGUGCACCAGUGUGUGUGAGCAGUUUGAAAUCGUGUACAAAUAACAUAAUCAGAUUACACUUUAGCAUUAUCUAAGAGCGCUUGUUUUAUUCAUAUCGGUCAUUGAUUUUGUUCGUCGAUGGCCAGUGGUCAUAUCUGAAGCUAUCAUUCUCUUUUAGAGGAGAACGCAAACAUUAAUCAUACCACAUGAGCGGCAGCUCUGCUGUUAGGACUUAAUAAGUGGUCUCGUGCAUUUAGUAGGAAGUGACAACUUUAAAAAUUACUGUAGUAGACAAUGUGCUCGACUGAUAGUGCCUCUCUCAUAAGUUGUCAGUCUAAUAAUUCGGCGGAAUUGUGGUAUGCCUAUAAGGACAUGGUUUCUGAUUUAAUUCCGAGUUCACUUUUGCUUGCCAUAUCUUCAGGCAUUUCAGGAUUUGAGUAUCAUCCAUGGGUUUUCUCACUGAUCGGAUCAACAUUUAUUGGACUUAGUGGAAUAUUUCCUCUUCUUGUGAUCCCCAUCGAAGAAGGAGCCAACAUAAAAUCAGAAGAGGGAGGCUCGCGGACGCUGAAGGUGCUGCUGAGCUUCGCAGUGGGCUGUCUGCUGGGCGAUGUGUUCCUGCACCUGCUGCCCGACAUCUGGAGCCGGGAAGCGCUUCGACUCGACCACGGUGGUCAUCCGAGUGUCGACAAGGGCCUACUAGUGCUGGCGGGGCUGCUGGUGUUCAUUGUGCUGGAGAAGAUGUUCACGUUCGUGCCAGAGGACGGCGAGGACGAGAGCGCCGCCAAGAACAAGAAGAAGACUGCGCGCAAGGUGGCGUGCAGCGCCGAGGUGUGCAUGCUGGAGAAGCGGCUGCGCAAGCGCCUGUCGCGCGGCGCGCGCAACAACAACAACGUGGACGACGACGUCGUCUUCGCGUGCGCCAACAUCGCCGACGGCGUCUGCAAGCAGAUAGAGGACAUCGGCACCGUGCUGUGCGCGGCUGCGGCCAAGCAGCCGGACGACGAGCCGACAAUCCACGUGAGUGGCUACCUGAAUCUGCUGGCUAAUGCAUUCGACAACUUCACUCAUGGCUUAGCAGUUGGUGGUAGUUUCAUGGUGUCCUUACCUCAUGGUGCACUUACAACAUUUGCAAUAUUGCUCCAUGAAAUCCCUCAUGAAGUGGGUGACUUUGCAAUCUUGCUGCGUUCGGGUUUCUCAAGAUGGGAUGCUGCAAAAGCCCAGGUGUACACAGCUGGUGCUGGUGUAGUUGGGUCAAUGACAGCAAUAUUACUCAGUGGAGCAUCAAACACAGUUGAGGCAAAAACGUCUUGGAUUCAUCCAUUCACUGCAGGAGGGUUUCUUCACAUUGCCUUGGUAACAGUAUUACCAGAUUUGCUGAAAGAAGAGAAUCCAAAGGACUCCUUAAUGCAGCUUAUGUCACUUCUGUUUGGUAUAGCAAUUAUGGCACUUCUAGGCUUAGUAGUUGAAGAGUAAAAAGUGCAUUUGGCAGCACAAUGCAGAAGACAUAAUAUUAUUUUGAAGUAUGUCAUUGUGACUUCGCAGGUUUUUGACACUAAAAGGAAAAAGAGAGCUUGUUGGUGCAGCUACAUCAUAUCAGUAAAAGAAAGUACGGAAUAUAAGUUCACAUAACAAAGUUAAUUGGAUUUGAUACCAUAAUGUGUUAAAUUCCUUUUCUGUAAGUUUUAUAUAAGGUGACUUGGGAACUGGAAAAAAGUGAUGUAAUAUCUUCUAAUUUUUUUCAGUUCGUUGUCUGAUGUUUAUUUUUUAUUAGCUGAUGUGAACAUUGUCAUAUUACACAAAGUGGUGCUUCUUAAUAUUUGAAGUUCCUUUCGUUAAUGUGUUAAAUGUAACACAAAGUCCUUGAAACUUUAUCAUUACUUAGUUGUUUCCAGUUGUGCAGAAAGCUGUUGUUAUAAUUGAUUAUGACUGAAGUAUUUGCUGCUUUUUGGACUAAAAUUUACUUACAAGUCAUCAUUUUCACUGCCGUCACAUAAUAUUUCAGUUUUUUGGACAAAGUGGUCUGCAUCAUCAUGACAGCGUGUACCACAAUGCCAUUGUUCUAGAUAAUGCACAACAUACCUCAUUUGAUGGAGAAGGUUGAUAUCAAUGAACGGUAUUGUAACUAUAAAUUCCUGUUGCACUAAUACACACAUUGUUGGAUGCAGUUACCAGUUUUUAAAAUCCCUAUAUUCUGAUUUCAAAAUUUUGUAGACCUACGUCAUAGCUUCUUUCGUUGAAAAAUUUGAAAGGUAAUGUACUUACUUGUUUUUGUUGUAGAAUGACAAUGAUAGAGGAUGUUUACAGAUUCCUAAAAUAGAAGUGAUUGCUGUUUACAAAAUAUGUUUUUGCCAUUACUGUAGAUAAGUUUUACAUUUCAAAUUAAUUUUGCAGCAGAAUGCUUUAAUCGUUCCAUUCUAAAACCAUGUUAUGAAUAAUAAUAAUAGUAGUGUUAGCUAAAUGAGGACAUGAGAGAUUAUUUAUGUAAAAACAUUAAUUUUUCAGUCUUUUUAAAUGUCUUUUUUCCUCAGUAGUUAACAUUCGUUUUGAUAGUGUAAUUUUUGUCUGUUCUGACACACACAAUAUUCACUAUAAGGCACAGUGUUUUCCACACUGUCCUCAGAAACUUUAUAGCUUUAACAAAAUGAUAUAUCAACUAGUCAGAAUGUUGUUAAGCUGUAAUUAGUAGACGAUGUGCACCCAGUCACAAAUGUGUUCAAAACUGAGUGACAUCACAGAUAAACUCCCAUUAGAGUUUUGUACAUUUUGACCAGGUUAAUUGUAAAUACAAAUGAAAAAAUAUUUUUGUGUAAGAUAUAAAAUAUAUAAAUUUUAUUGAAAAUAUUUAA